AUGAUUCUUGCUCUUUUCACGCUCACGUGUUGCCUUUGGACGCCAGCGGCCGGACUGCCUUUCUUCCACGGGCAUAUUUUUGAGAACUCCCCCGCGGCUUCGAAAGUGAACGGACUGAGCAUUCCGUUGAGGCGCAUCGACGCGCAAAAAUGGUGCCCGACGCCUGGGAUACGCUUCAAAGUGGACGGCGACGGCAGCCGAGAUUUCCGGGCUUUCGUCCACCGCAAACGGGGGGAUGUUUUGUUGAAAACUUCCAGGGUUCUCGACCGGGAAGAGCGCUCGGAGUACCGGCUGAGAGUCGCCUUGUGCUGCGGCGCCUGCGCUCCGGACGCCGCGCUCCUGGAUGUAGCUCGGGUCAAAGUCAACGUCUUGGACAUCAACGACCACGAGCCUACUUUUUGUCAACCGGAGCCCACGCGUGUAACUUUAAAUGACACUACUGCUAUCCGCAGCGUUGUUUACAGGCUGAAAGCUGUCGACGCGGACAGUGGGAAAAACGCUGUUUUAACCUACACUUCGUCGCCUAAAAACAGCACUUUUUACGUCGUUCCGAAAACGGGCGAAGUUUUGCUGCUGGACUCUAUUUUAGGGCUCCGAUCUGAAGUGGAACUCUCAGUUUUCGCCACAGAUCACGGAUGGCCACCGAAGAGUAGUAAAUGCGUAAAGCUGACAUUUUCUCCACGCGGGUGGAUGGAUGAGAAAGCGGUUAAGGAGCGGGUCAGGCGCGCUGCACCCAGGGCGUCACGUUACCCGGCGGGCUUGGUCUCCCUCAACGUGUCUGAAGAUGCCAGCAUCGGCUCGGUGAUAACCAGCCUGAGUCCAAACAGGUUCCAGUCGGCCGGUUUUGAGCUCGUUUACCCGGAUUCGCACAGCUCUCCUGUAUCCGUGGGUCACGAUACUGGAGAUAUCACCAUCAUAAGGAGGCUGGAUAGAGAAUCGGAGCCUUUUGUGGAACUCACGGUUAAGAUUCAGGACAAACGAGGCCCAGACUGGUACCUGAACAAGGUGAAGCUGACGAUCACCGAUGUCAACGACAAUGUCCCUGAGUGGAACAUGAAGCCUUUCCCGUACCAGGCCGGCGUGUCCCCCGACGCAACCCCGGGGACCUUCGUCUACCAGCUGCGGGCCUCGGACGGGGACGAGGGCCGACGCGGGGAGGUGGAAUAUUUUCUGGCUGAUGGUGGCGACGGCUGCUUUGCGGUGGACAAGAAGACAGGCCAGGUGGCCACUACAAAGCAAACGCUUCAGAAAGACAGAGAAUACUUGUUAAGCGUAGUGGCCGUGGACGGCCUGGGUGGACGCAGCUCGCCCGCCGUGCUCUCAGUGGUAGCGGGAGCGCGACCGCCGCAGUUUGCCAACACCAGCUACUCCAUCUCCAUACCAGAGAACACGCCUGAAGGACAGCCGUUCCUCUCCGUGUUUGCCAUUUCCUUCCAAAAGCAGCCAAUCAGCUAUAGCCUGCUGAUCAAUCCCAGCAGUCUUUUUAGCAUUCAGCAGGAGACCGGAGAGAUCAGUCUGACCCGAACCCUGGAUUAUGAGAGCGACCAGCGGCGGUACCUUCUGAUGGUGCGAGCCAGCGAGGAACUAGGCAGCCUGAGCACGGCCACAGAGGUUCAGGUGCUGGUAACGGAUGAGAACGACUGUGUCCCAGAGUUCCUUCAGUCUAUCUACAGUGUAGAUGGAGUUCCAGAGACCGUAACCACAGCAACAUCUCUGCUGCAGGUGAUGGCCACAGACUGCGACUCUGGGUUAAAUGCUGAGCUAACCUAUUAUACCCUAAGCCCUGACUUCAGCAUUUCGCCACAUGGUACCAUAUUCCCUGCGGUUCGGCUUGACUACGAGCGCCCUAACCAUCUCUAUGAAUUCGUGGUGAUGGCGGUGGACGGCGGGGACGGGCCGCACUCCGGCACCGCCACAGUCCGUGUGAGGAUGGUUAACGUCAAUGAUGAAGCCCCGGAAUUCUCCCAGCUUGUGUAUCGAACGUUCGUUUCCGAGGACGCGGGCCCCAACACUCUCGUCGCCACGGUUCUGGCCAAAGACCCAGACGGGGAUGGGAUCAGCUACUCAAUAACGGCCGGGAAUGAGGAGGGGAACUUUGUCAUUGACAGCCAGAAAGGCUUGAUUCGACUGCGCUCCACGCCGCUGCCCGAGCUUCAAGGCUUGGAGUACAUCCUGAAUGUGACGGCCACGGAUGACAACGCAUCGGGCGGUCUGCACCCGCUCUCGUCUACCGCACGUGUUAUAGUGGGAGUGGACGAUGUUAACAACAACAAACCUAUAUUUGAAGAGUGCCAGAAAUAUCGCGAGCAGGCUUCAGUACUGGAGAACCAGCCAACAGGCACUUUUGUGUUACAAGUGCACGCUGUGGAUGCAGAUGAGGGAGCAAAUGGAAAAGUCAAAUAUGGCUUAAUGCACCGAGACAGCGCCAUGCCUGCUUUCAGAAUUCAUCCAGACUCAGGAGCAAUUGUGACGGCCCAGCGCUUUGACAGGGAGCGGCAGAGAGAGUAUUCGGUUACAGUGACGGCCACUGAUUGGGCAGAGGAACCGCUCAUUGGAAUCUGUCAGCUCACCGUCCAAAUACUGGAUGAGAAUGACAACAGCCCCAAAUUUGAGAACAUGCGCUACGAGUACUUCUUGAGAGAAGACACUUUGGUCGGAACAAGUUUCCUGCGCGUGGCAGCUCACGACGACGACUUUGGCACCAACGCGGCAGUCACUUACUCCAUGUCGGUGGAGCAACCAGAAUACCUGAAGGUCAAUGCGGUCACCGGAUGGGUUUAUGUUAACCAGCCAAUAUCGCAGAGGAGUUACAUCACACGUGAGAUCAUCGCCACCGACGGAGGCAACAAGAGCACCUCAGUGGAACUCUCAGUCACCAUCACCAACGUUAAGAACCAACCUCCGCGGUGGGAAGAGGAGAGCUACCAUGUCGUCAUCCCUGAAAACGCUGCCAGAGACACACCAAUAGUGACAAUCAAGGCAACCUCUCAGCUAGGUGACCCGAGGGUGACCUACAAUCUCGAAGACGGAAUGGUCCCGGAAACCAACAUGCCAGUUCGUUUCUACCUGUCCCCCAAUCGCGAGGACGGCUCCGCCUCCAUCCUUGUCUCGGAGCCUCUCGAUUACGAAACCACCCCUUUCUUCUCCCUGCGAGUGCGAGCGCAGAACGUGGCUGCGGUGCCACUUGCUGCUUUCAGCACCGUUUAUGUGAAUAUCACAGACGUGAACGACAACGUGCCAUUUUUUACGUCAUCCAUCUACGAAGCUUCUGUAACAGAAGGGGCUCAGAUAGGAACAUCAGUUCUUCAGGUGUCAGCUCAUGACAAUGACCUGGGUCAGAAUGGAGAGAUAACAUACUCUCUUCUGAGCGACAACAGCGGUGACCACCUCUUGUUCCGAAUCGAACCCAAACUCGGGAUCAUCUACACGGAGGCCGUUUUUGAUCGUGAGGCCCGCAGCUCCUAUUUGUUGGAAGUCCAGUCAGUGGAUGGGCAAGAAUCGGCUCGCCCCGGCAAGAACAAACAACCAAAUUCAGACACAGCAUAUGUUCGAGUUUUCAUCAGCGACGUCAACGACAACAAGCCGGCCUUUGUUCAGAGACUCUAUGAAGUGGCCGUGGAUGAGGACGCAGAUGUGGGUUUGGCUGUUGUCACUGUCAGUGCUAAUGAUGAAGAUGAAGGUGCCAAUGCCAAGUUGCGCUAUCAGAUCACUUCUGGCAACAAAGGGGGCGUUUUUGACAUCGAGCCAGAAGUGGGGACCAUAUUCAUUGCACAACCGCUGGACUACGAACAGCAAAAAAGGUACAAACUGCUGGUUCUCGCCUCGGACGGAAAGUGGGAAGACUAUGCAGCUGCAGUGGUGACAGUGGUUAAUAAGAACGACGAGGCGCCAGUGUUCUCCAUGAAUGAAUACUACGGGUCGGUCACAGAGGAACUCGAUGGGUCUCCUGUCUUUGUCCUACAGGUAACGGCGAACGACCCAGACAAAGAUGCAGACCAAGAAGCAAUACGAUAUUCCAUCCAUGGCCAAGGCGCAGAGUCACACUUUAUGAUCAACGACAUGACAGGCGAGAUGUAUGCUCAACGUACCAUGGACCGAGAAGAGCGUGCUGUUUGGCGCUUCGUCGUCAUGGCGACAGACGAGGAGGGCGAGGGAUUAACCGGUUUUACAGACGUUAUCAUCAACGUGUGGGACAUCAAUGACAAUGCACCCACCUUCUCGUGCCUGCCAGAUAAUUGCCUUAGUAGCAUCGAAGAGAACUCGCCUCCCGGAACCUUUGUUGUCGAAAUGACAGCGGUAGACCUUGACGAUGCAGCAGUAGGCCAGAAUGCGAUUCUCACUUACCAAAUUACUGAAAAUGUUAAGAACACAAACAGAGAAGAUCUUUUCAUGAUAGAUUCCAGUACUGGCACAAUAUCAGUGGCGUCUGAAGGUCUGGACAGGGAGUUGGCGGACAGUCACAGGCUUGUCGUGGAGGCCUGCGAUGGUGGGAGGAUGACAAGUACAGCAACUGCCACUAUUAUCUUAACAGACAUUAACGACCAUGAACCAAAGUUUCAGCAGGAAAGAUGUGCUGCCACAGUGCCCGAGAAUUCUGAUGUGGACGCGAUCGUUCUGGAGUUGGGUGCCACAGACCCUGACGCAGGCCCUUACGGUCAACUUUCAUUUUCCGUGGUAGAUGGAGACCCAGGGCAACAGUUCUACAUGGUCAGUCACAGACUAGAUCAGACGGGUGUUCUGAGACUGAAGCGGAAGCUGGACUUCGAGAAGCCCGGAGAGCAAAAGUUUAACUUGACCGUCAAAGUUGAAGACUCCGACUUCUCCAGCUUAAUCCAGUGUCUAGUUCUAGUUGAGGAUGAUAAUGAUAAUGCGCCUGUCUUUACCCAGAGCUCUCAUCUUCUCCCUCCUUUGAACGAAGACGUAGCUGUAGGAACCACUAUCAUCCAGGUGCUGGCUACAGACUCUGACUCCGGUUCGAACGGGGAGAUAUUCUACAGUAUUCUUCCUCAGUCUGACCCGUAUGGAGAUUUCACCGUGAGCCAGUCGGGUGUUAUCACAGUCGCCAGGCCACUGGAUCGAGAAUCCAUGGCCAGUUACGAUUUGGUUGUAACAGCGAGGGACAACGGUAGUCCAGCGCUGAGUGCCAGUGUGACGAUCUACUUGCCUCUGUUAGACGUUAACGACAACGGUCCAGAGCUAGAGACAGUCUACAGUCCUGUGGUGUGGGAAAAUAGUCCAGCACCUCAAGUGGUCGUGUUAAACGCAACCUCGAACCUGCUUCAGGUUUUGGAUAGAGAUUCCCCAGAACACGGGCCUCCUUUCAGCCUCUCCUUGCCUUCCGUCUAUUCGGCUGAUUUUCACCUCCAGGAUCACGGCAACGGAUCCGCCACACUCACGGCACUGCGGAGAUUUGAUAGGGAAAGACAAAGCAACUUCCUCUUGCCGGUGGUUAUGAGUGACAGCGGCUAUCCACCAAUGACUGCCACAAGUACUCUCACAAUAACCAUUGGUGACCAGAAUGAUAACGCCCAUCAGGCAGGAGAGAAAGAUAUCUACGUGUAUAGCCGCAGGGGGAAGACGGCAAAUGUAACAUUGGGGAAGGUGCACGCGCUCGAUCCUGACGACUGGGAUAACAAAACCUACACUCUCGAGACCAGCGCGGGAAAAUAUUUCAGUGUGAACCAAAGCUCAGGAAUGCUGACUUUUCGCCAGAACACACCAGUCGGGAGUUACUGGAUGAGGGUCGGAGUGUCUGAUGGCGUGUGGCCCGAUGUCAUAUCCGGUGUUCGAGUUCAUGUGAGAGAACUGGAGGAAAAAGCAGUUCAGUCAUCUGCUUCUCUACGUUUGGAUGGCAUAACCACAAGAGAGUUUAUCGACUCUCACGUCGAGAGGAAGAGUCGGCUGGAGACUCUCUGGGACUUCCUGUCGGAGAUCUUGUCUGUCAGACCGGGGAGCGUUAACAUUUUCAGCAUUGCCGACAGCGGGGAGAAAAGAGUGGACGUCCAUUUCUAUGUGCUGUCUGAUACGGGCUAUAUGCAUUUGGAGAAGCUGCAUGGGGUUCUUGCAGCACAUAAGAAGAAGCUGCAGUCACUGCUGCAUGUUAAUGUAAGCCAGGUGCAGGUGGACGAGUGCGUGCACGCUCAUUGUAAGGCAUCGGGCGGAUGCACCACGCAGAUGACCGUCGGCGAAUCGCCGACCCUGCUGGACUCCGAUGUGUUAUCCUUAGUCUCCGUAAAGGUGACGACCUCGGCCGUCUGCGGUUGCGCCUCCAGAGAAAUGACUCAUCAAAGCUGCUCCUCCUAUUCUGAUAACCCCUGUCUUAACGGGGGAACCUGCAUCGAUGCCCGAGGCGGAUACAGGUGCCGUUGCCCUCCUCAGUACGACGGGCCAGACUGCCAGCAGACGAGACGCAGUUUCCUUGGCAACGGCUACGCCUGGUUUCCUCCCAUAAAGCCUUGCUUUGAUAGCCAUCUUUCCCUUGAGUUUAUGACGGAAGAAGAUGACGGACUGCUGCUGUACAACGGGCCGUUGGCCACGCUUCUGCCUGGAGAUGUCGAAGACUUCAUGGCCAUAGAGUUGUCCAGUGGAUCUCCUAGCCUGAAAAUAAAUCAUGGUUCUGGUACGCUAGUUCUCCAGUUGAUAAACAGUGCUAGCCUUGCUGACGGACGUUGGCAUCGCCUUGACGUCAAAAGCAACAGCAAAGAAGUGCGCUUUACUCUGGAUCGAUGCUCCACGGCAAUUGUCAUGGAGACAGAAGGUGUGGACUCAUGGGCAAUGACAGAGGACCGUUCGUCCUGUGAAAUUCGAGGGGUAACGCCCAACCGGGACAAGUAUCUGAAUGCAAGUCACGUGUUGCAGCUCGGAGGGGUCAAUGUGAACCUUUCUUACGAAUACCCGCAGCUACAACACAAACAUUACGUCGGAUGUCUAAGAAAUCUGCGUUUAGACAGCAAGCUUUAUGACCUGGGCUCUCCGGCCCAAUCAGUGAACAGCGUGCCAGGUUGCUCUUUCACGGAUGACCACUGCACCAACACAGAGCCACGACAAGCCGCCUCCUGCGGAAAGACGGGCCGCUGUCAUGAUGAGUGGGGUCCCGCGAGCUGCCAGUGUGAAGCAGGCUUUACCGGUCCGCAGUGUGAGCGGCCUGCUCCCGAGUUCUCCUUUGACGGACGCAGCCACGUUCAGUUCCAGAUGUUAUGGUCCCUGCCCGCCCGACAGAUCAGAGUCCAAGUCGGGAUUCGAACGCGCGCCGCCUUCGGCGUCAUCCUCAGCUUACUUUCUCAGGAACAGAGUGAAUAUCUCCGCUUAGAGGUUGUCCGAGGCUUGCUGGCUGUUUUCUACAAUCUCGGCGACGGCGACUACAACUUGACGCUGCCGUUCCGUCGCCUGGAUGACGGCGAGUGGCACGAGCUGGAGUUGGACCGCUUCGGCCGGGAGUUUGCCCUGCGCGUGGACGGGGGCGGGGGCCGGCGUGAGAUAACUGCUUCUCCGGGGCGGAGUCAGGAGAUCAUUAUCGACCCGUCGGUGGUGAUGCUGGGAAACUCUUUUCCCUCUGGACACAACAGAAGCUUCCUUGGCUGCAUGCGAGACCUGAGAUUUAGCGGUCGAUCCGUUUCCCUGGAUAGAGAGCUGCCUUCAGAGGGUCUGCAGGUGGUCUCUUCUCAGGGCGUCUCCCUAGGCUGCUCUUCAGAAGCCUGCAGGAAACAUCCCUGCUUCCCCCCCCUCGUCUGCGUGGAUCUCUGGAGGCAGCACGAGUGCAGGUGCCCUCCAGGUCACAUCACUAAGGAGAGCUCUUCUGGCAAAGCGUGCAUCUACACGCUGUGCGCCGGGCGGCCGUGCCGCUACGGCACUUGCGUGGCUCACUCGCCCUCGCGUUACACGUGCCAAUGCAACGAAGGCUACCGAGGACGGCACUGCGAGGUGACGCUCGCCAUGUUCCAUAACGAGGACGGCAACAGCCUCAGCCUGAGCUCCAUGUUUGCCAUCAGUAUAUGUGUGAUGGCCUUCCUGGUGUUGAUGCUGGGCCUUUUUCUGUACUCGUGCUGGAGGAGACACAAGGGCUUGAAGGAGGGCGUGUACCACGUGUCGGCGCAGCGCGGCGAGUGGGAGGACAUCCGGGAGAAUGUGCUCAACUACGACGAGGAAGGAGGAGGGGAGCAGGACCAGAACGCUUUCAACAUGGUGGAGCUGCAGCGUUCCCUCCACCCGAGCCCGUCCCAGUCGCUCCGCUACAGCUACCCUAGAGGCGUCGUCUCCCGCCCCGACAAUAAGACGCCUCACGAGGACGCCGCCAAGGCCUCGUCGGACGGGAACGGCAGCGCCAUCAUAGCUCUGCGUCUGGCCGUCCCCCCUUCGGAAACGGAGACCCUGUCGUCCCCUCUGACCGCGCGCCGCUCCAAGAAGCCCAUUUCCUUCUCCAGCCAGGACUUGGCCCGCUACCUGUGCGAGGUCAUCCGAGACACGGAGGAACUGGGAACCGGGACCGUGCCACGGCGUCCGUCCAGGAAGGAGCGCGGCAACGGCCUGGCGUCGGGGCGCUCCCUCAGCGUGUCUCAGGGUUCGGAUAUCAAGAAUCAGGGAGCUCACAGCGGCAAGUUCAGAACCCUCCGCGCUGUGGUGGGCGAUCUCCGAGGAGACCCCAAGCCUUCGGAGGUCCAGAGAGACAAAGUCAAGGAGAGCAGAGGGCAGCUGAACUGCGGGAAGAGCGGAUGA
Nerophis lumbriciformis (worm pipefish) is the source of this 8712-nucleotide messenger RNA. Lineage: Eukaryota; Metazoa; Chordata; Actinopteri; Syngnathiformes; Syngnathidae. The record is from RefSeq and is a predicted model, not a curated record.